Blepharisma stoltei is the source of this 740-nucleotide messenger RNA. Lineage: Eukaryota; Ciliophora; Heterotrichea; Heterotrichida; Blepharismidae. The record is from the annotation of a GenBank genome assembly.
AUGAACUUCUAUUCAGAAAGCAACACAAGCCUAAAAGCCUCAUCCGUCUCUCAUAGUGAGACUUCGACUGAGUGCAGCUCAUCCUCUUCAAAACCACCCUCACUCCACUUCCCUAAUUUAAAUUGGAACAAAAAAUCCUGAAGGGAGGCUAAUUUAUUUUUUCAAAAUGACUAAAAAUUAUAUAUAAAUUGAAAGGAAUAUUUUUUAUUUUAAAUUAUUUUAUGAAGAAUCAAUUCUAAAUCUAUUUAAAUAAUAUUCUACUACUUAAACUUUUGUUAUUGAAACAAAAUUGUUCCAAUUUAAAGGGGGUUAAAGUACCCAAAAAAAGAAAAUUUUACCCAUAUUUUGUUCCAAUUUAAAGGGAGAGGGAGUCAGGAAAGAAAGCCAAGGCCGCAGAAAAAAAUUUCCUUAUGAAAUUCAAGACCGAGAUAUGCAAAAAUUGGGAAUCAGGGAUUUGCGAAUUUGGUGACAGGUGCGUUUUUGCUCAUGGAGGACAUGAAUUAAGAGAGAAAACAGAGACAGGAAAGAUCCCUAAGGCAAAAGAAUGCAAACAAUAUAUUGAACAUGGGUAUUGCCUUAAUGGAACCCAAUGUAUGUAUUCACACAAACUUUUAUCAUCUGACACAGCAUCAUCCUCCCCAUCAGGAAGCAAUAGCUCAAGCAGGAAAAAUUCAGAGGAAAAAUGCAAAAGUAAAUUACCUAUUUUUAUAGAAUUAGAGAGUAGACCAUUCUCGAGCUAA